GGCGGGGAACAAAGGGGGCGCGCGGCGGCAGCAGCAGCAGGAGGAGGAGGAAGAGGAGGAGGAGGAGGAAGGUCGCCAAGUGCCGCCACUUGGUAGCCCGUGCGCGGCACCGGCUGGCGGCGGCAGCCCGCCCCUCGCUGCAUGGCAGCCCAGUGAGGGAGGAGCGGGCGAGGGUCCGGAGCCACCGGCGUCGGCAGCAGCGCCCUCCCUCGCUCCCUCCCUCCUCUCUUCCCUCCCUGCCCUCCUCCAUCCCCGUCUCCUCCCUCCCCGGUGCCGCCGGGAUGCGCCCCGCCGGCCGCUGAGGCGCAGCCCCGCCGCGAUGCUGUCCCCGGAGCGCCACCGCCACCACCGCCACCCGCCGCCGCCGCAGCCGCCGCCGCCGCCGCGCCCCCCGCCGCAGCCCAACCAUGUCGUGGCCACCAUCGAGAACCUGCCGGCCGACGGAGGAGGAGGCGGCGGCGGCAGGGGCGGCAUCUCCGCCUCCUCCUCCUCCAGCGUGCGCCAGAGGAUCAGGAAAGUGCUGAACAGGGAUCUCUUGCUGUCUGUGGCUCUUGGCCAGGUACUCUCCCUCCUUAUCUGUGGUAUUGGCCUCACGAGCAAGUAUUUGUCAGAAGAUUUCCAUGCCAACACACCUGUUUUUCAGAGCUUCCUCAAUUAUAUUCUUCUAUUCUUGGUCUACACGACAACACUAGCUGUCAGACAAGGAGAAGAAAACUUGCUGGCAAUUUUGAAAAGGAGAUGGUGGAAGUACAUGAUCCUAGGGAUAAUAGAUAUAGAAGCCAAUUACCUGGUUGUCAAAGCUUAUCAGUACACCACUCUUACUAGUGUACAGCUCCUAGAUUGUUUUGUCAUCCCGGUGGUGAUACUGCUCUCCUGGUUCUUCCUGCUGGUACGAUACAAGGCAGUACAUUUCAUUGGUAUCGUGGUCUGCAUUCUGGGCAUGGGCUGCAUGGCAGGAGCAGAUGUCCUUGUUGGCAGACAGCAAGGAGUGGGUGAAAAUAAACUAAUAGGGGAUCUCUUAGUAUUGGGUGGAGCAACACUAUACGGCAUCUCGAAUGUUUGUGAGGAAUAUAUCGUCCGAAAUCUAAGUCGAGUGGAGUUCCUGGGCAUGAUUGGACUCUUUGGCUCCUUCUUCAGUGGAAUUCAGCUUGCAAUCAUGGAACACAAAGAGCUUUUGAAAGUUCCCUGGGAUUGGCAAAUAGGCUUGUUGUAUGUCGGCUUUAGUGCCUGUAUGUUUGGCCUCUACAGCUUUAUGCCAGUGGUCAUAAAGAAAACCAGUGCUACUGCUGUCAACCUCUCCUUACUCACAGCUGACCUGUACAGCCUAUUCUGUGGAUUAUUCCUCUUCCACUACAAGUUUUCAGGACUUUAUUUGUUGUCAUUCUUCACCAUCCUUGUUGGGCUGGUGCUCUACUCCUCCACGUCCACCUACGUAGCCCAAGAUCCUCGAGUGUACAAGCAAUUUCGAAACCCUUCAGGACCCGUUGUAGACCUGCCAGCCACCGGCCAGCUGGAGCCUUCGGUAACAUAUACCAGCCUGGGGCAGGAGACAGAAGAGGAACCUCACAUUAGAGUUGCCUAAACCCAGGGCCGUUGAUCACCUGCUGAUGAUUCAGUGGAGCUCAUAUAUCCAUUAUCUCUGUAUUGUACAUAGAGAAAGGUAUUUACCAGGUGCAGUUACACCGGUGAGCUGCAAGGUAGCAAAUAAGGAAAACUCAUAAAAAUAAAAUUAAUUGUUCCAGGGUGUUCAUUGCAAGGAGAUGCCAGUCCCCCAUUUAUGAUAUUAACAGCAUGUUUGCCAUACAAACUGCUGUAUAUGAAUCAGUUAAUCAAACUACCUGGGAAAGCUAUUCAAUAUAUAAGCUGAAAUUACAAGAUGAAAUUAAUCAGAGUGUUUUUGCACUCACUGAGAGAUGUUAUGCCUAAGCCACAUCAGUUGUGGACAAGCCACCUUUUUACAGCAAAUACAUGUGUGCAGUCACUGUUAAUUUCUCUCUAAGAUUUGUUUAUUUGCACAAAAUUGAUGGGUUACUCAUGGUAGCAACCCCCUGACACAUUUUUGCUAGCACCUUGGAUUUGGUGAGGGAAAGACAAUGAAUUAAUCUGUGCUAUCUAGUUGCCCUUUCUAGGUAAUCUGCUCCAUGAAUCCAGAGGAGGGACAACUUACAAUAUCCGUCUCUAUUCUAGGAAUAGGUAUAAGGCGAGCAUUUUAGCCUUUCUAUAUUUGCAGAAGUGAAGUACUCAAGCAUUGACCUCUCUAUGAUCCAUGGCAGAUUUCUUAGCGGCUGAGGUUCUGCAUCAGGUGACAGGGAGUUAAUUUCUCUGUAGUCAUGACUAACACAGAUUUCUUACUUUUUAAAUUUUAAUCUGUAAAAAAAAAAAUACAUUUUCUAGUUUCCUAUGUAUUGUACCUCUCCAUGGUAAGAUGACAUAUCUUGUGGAUCAGGGCACUUAUUUUAGAUACUCAGUGCAUCGAGGGCGCCUUCUGCUGUUCCAGUUUGCUUAGUCUCCUGUGGUUCAUUAUUCUAACAAUAGCUAUUUAGAAAUGUGACAGUUUUUCACCAAAACCCACAAAUUGUAAAAAUCAGGAAGAUUAUGUUAGGAAUUCAUGAAUAGAAAGACUGGACCAUCUGCUGGUAUUGCAGCAGUAGCACAAAGGCAUUCGUACCGGCAGGGUGUAGCCAAUUAUUUUUCAUUAACUACAGAACUAGCAGAAUAAUUCAGCAGUUUUCUUAUGUUCUUGGUGACAUGUGAAAGUAGUAAGGGUGUGCUCUGCAACUGCACUUCUGCUCCAGGAGCCUUAUCAGAAGAGGGGAAAUCUUAGCUGCAGCCAUGAGAAUCCACAUCUGCCUGUACGUUCGCUCUUCUGAGCACAAUAAAAGGAAAUGGUUAUUUCAACCUCCACCAUCUAUUUUUAAUUUAAAAUUAAGGAAAGGGAGAUAGUCUUAUACCUAACAGAGAGGAAAGGGAUCCAGGAGAGCUUGGUUUUAUUCACAGAUCUGCCACAUCUCUGCAUCAGCUUGGGCAUGACUUACCUUCUGUGUGGCUGCAUUUCCCAGUCUGUAUAUAAGGGAAUAAAGAUAUUUGACCUACCUCACAGGGGUGCUAUAGGACCAAGUUACUUUAAAACGUUUCGGAAUCUUUAGAAGAAAGGAGUUUAAGAAGUACACAAUAGUGCUGUAAAAGCAUGUAUAUAUUCAUUGUAUUUGAAAAUGAGGUUUACAUCAGGACUGAUGAAUAUUUUGCUUGUGGGCAUAUAAAAUGAAUUUGAUUUGAAUGCCAUUCUGCUGAAGAAGUCUGUCUAAAGUGAAAAUGUAGGUCUUCAUGUUUAAGAAAUACAACUUUCCUAUUCCUCUUUAAAAAAGAAAAAUCUGUACUCUGGAGAUUAGAAAGGCCACAGUUCAACCAAGUAGGAUGAAUUUCUGCUGAGGUAAUAUCCAUCUUUUAUAGUCCUGUUCUCCUUUAAUAUAGAAGGGACUUCCCUGAAGCAGACUGGGAAAAGUAUGUGUACAAAUAUAUGUGAAGUGACAAAUGCCAAAAUGCUACUGAACAGCAGACGUAUGUUGUAUCUUACCUUCGCUGUGGGUGAGGAGAAGAGUCAAUUUCUGUCCUGUUGUGUUUAGACUGCCUGCUAGACUGCAGCUGAGGGAAGGGUUGUUGAACCAUGCCCCGAAACAUUCCAGAAUCUUCAAUUAAGAUUGCCUGGUUUUAAAAUCAUAACAAUUGUAGUUUUUUUUUUUUUUUUUCAUUACCUUCUAUUUUUUUUUUAUUUUUUUUUUUAAAUCUUCUUCAGCAUUCAUAGAAUCAUAGAAUUAUAGAAUAUCCUAAGUUGGAAUGGACCCACAAGGAUCAUUGAGUCCAACUCUUUGAAUCCUCCUUCAUCUUCCCAAGCUUUUUCUUCUUUCUUUUAAACCUUUGAGGAUUCCCACAGAGAAACAACAGUACAUUCAUUUUCUGGAGGUGUUAAGGAAAGUCUAAAUACUACAUGAUUCACAGGAAAAAAAAAAAAAAAAAAAAAAAAAAAAAGAAGAAGAAUGAUCACCUGAUACUUCAGGGUGAGGUUUGCAGGGUGGAAACCCAUGUGGGAAGCGCAUGGUUGGGUGAAGCCCUCGUGCACAGUGGGCCAGCAAACAUCCUUGGGUCAAACCCAGGGAGGGCUUCCACCUGAGGCAGGUUUCAUACCUGCCCUAGGAGCAGGGGCUUUGGUCACAAUCACCACAGCCCUGUCAGGUUCUUGGAGGCACAAUGGCGGGCACCUGUCAUCUCAGUCUUUUUGCUACCUUUCAUACCAAUUAAAUACCUUUCUCUGAACAUUAGUCCCCAUGUUGGUCUUGAGACCUUUGAGGAUGGUGUGUGUGUUUGUUCCAUGUUUACAGUUCCUUCGUUUUGCAUUAUUGUUUUGGUUUAUUUCAUUAUUAGUAUUUAUUUUCAAGCCAAAUGUUUGUAGUCCUUCUGCCUACCCCUCUUCAUUUUUCUGACACUAACUUGUAGAUGUUUGUUGGUGUCUUCUCAGAAAAAGCUGGGCUGAAGGCAUGGCCUGGGCAGUUCACCAGACUGGGAGUUUUUACACACAAGAGUUUGCAAACCAUGGGUGUCUGUGACGUGCCAUCUAGAGCUGUUUUUAUAGUCUAUUUUAAAAGGCUCUGUUGUAUGGAAAUAAGUUGUGAAUGUUUGGGUGUGCACUCUGCACCCAGCCACCAUCCCCUGUGUUACUUGCACAGGGGGAGUUUCAUGUGCAGAGUGGGGCUGCUUCACUUUCUGCAUCUCCCAUUAAGAAAGGUGUGAACUUUAAUUAACACCAGUGUGCUGAGCAAUGGACCUCAAAGGAAGACAGUAUAUAGCUCUACAAGUAACUGUUUUGACUGAAAAGCUGAGGUCUAGUGAAGGAAAGCAUUACUUCUACCUGCUUGUUUCCUGCAGUUCAAGACCUCAGUACACACCAGCAGAGUUUCAGCUAUCUAACUGGCAGCUACUCUCCGUGUUGCAUUAGGACAUCACUAGUUCUGUGUAGAUCCUUGCCUGAACAGACUGAAACCCUGAUAUACUGCUGGCACUGAGCAGCCCUUAGCAAGACUGAUGUAAUUUUCUGCUACUGGAUGAAAACCUUCACUGGGAGACAGACCUUGUCCUUGUUCCAGCUAUAAACUUUCAAAACAACACAACAAAAGACCAAGCAAUUGAAAAUUUUGCACCACUGUGUCAUAUGAAAAAGUUUCAAUGUAUAGUGUAGAGAUUGCUAACUUGUGCUAUUAACAUUUUGACAAGCGUGUAGUAUUGUUUUCUUUUUUUAAAAAAACCAUUUAGUAUUCCUAAGCUAGCUACAAAUAUAAAUUUUACCCCAUGGGUAGGAUUUUACUGUUAAAUGCCAUAAUAAAGCACACUAAUCUUGACACCACAGAUGGGAACAUGAACCAAAACCAAAACCAAGCAAACAGAAUCCCAACCCCAAAUCCUGCAUCAAAAAGCUGAACAAGCCUUUCUCCAUUUUGAUAUUUGCAUGCUCCUAUAUGGACUGGCUGUGGCAAUGUAAUGCCUGUAUAAUGUUUUCAAAUAAAAAAAAAAAUGAUAAAUGCUUUAUGAAAG
Molecule: messenger RNA, 5583 nt
Organism: Oxyura jamaicensis (ruddy duck)
Lineage: Eukaryota; Metazoa; Chordata; Aves; Anseriformes; Anatidae
Gene: SLC35F1
Product: solute carrier family 35 member F1
Exons: 8
Coding region: 320-1582 (420 amino acids)
Biological process (GO): transmembrane transport
Cellular component (GO): membrane
Molecular function (GO): transmembrane transporter activity
Source: RefSeq, a predicted model, not a curated record